Messenger RNA from Rubroshorea leprosula, 2170 nucleotides. The record is from the annotation of a GenBank genome assembly. NCBI's taxonomy places the organism in Eukaryota, Viridiplantae, Streptophyta, Magnoliopsida, Malvales, Dipterocarpaceae.
GGAGAAUUUAGGGUUUCAGUUCGAUCUUCUUCUAUUUGAACUACCUUUGUUCUGUUCUUACUUCGUUUUGUUCUUCACACCCUGUUCUUUUGGUUACUGAAACUUGAUGGCAGGAGAGAGAUUCUCCGCCAGAAAAGUUGGGUCUUCGUGUUUUGAGUCGGUGAGCUGGGGUCGGAAUUUUCGCCGUGAGGAAACUAGAUGGCGAUUUGACUCAAGGCAUGGAGAGAUUAGGUCCCGUAGAGGGUUUUGUUCGGAGUUCAAGAGGGUUGGAUACGAAGAAGGAAUCGUGCACGAGAAAAGAUCUGAUCAUGGGUUCAAAUGGGUUCGAUACGAAGAAGGAAUCGUACAUGAGAAAAGGUACGAUCGUGAGUCCAGCGGCGUUGGAUAUGAAGGAGGAAUCCUGCACGAGAAGAGGUCCAAUCGUGGGUUCAAGAGGGUUCCAUAUGAAGAAAGAAUCGUACAUGAGAAAAGGUACGAUCGUGAGUCCAGCGGGGUUGGAUAUGAAGGAGGAAUCGUGCAUGAGAGAAGGUCCGAUCAUGGGUUCAAAAGGGUUCGAUACGAGGAAGGAAUCGUGCAUGAGAAAAGGUCCAAUCAUGGGUUCAAAAGGGCUCGAUACGAGGAAGGAAUCGUCCAUGAGAAAAGGCACGACCAUGGGUCCGAUAAGGUUCGAUGCAAAAGAGGAAUCCUGCAUGAGAAAAGAUCCGACCAUGAAUCUAAGGAGGAUCGAGUUUGCGAAGUAGUGAAUCCGGUUGAAGAACGUCUUCUGCCUUUGAAGAAGAGAAAGGGGUUCAGGUUCUCUGUAGUUCCCCCUGACACCGCAAAAUCCACUGUAAAAAGGCUCAAUUUGGUGGGUUUGGCGAAGUUAGACUCACGGCCUCUACAGUUGCCACCGGCGUUACGAGAUUUGGAAGAGGGUGAGAUCGUUGAAGAGUCACGAAAGUUGUCGCCUUUUGUAGAACCGAAGGGAGGAGAAAUCACUGAAGAGUCUGUUGCGGUGAAGGCUGUAUCCGCAAUCCCCAGAAGCAGAGACCCAAUUCAGAACUGCACCCGCCUGUCAGAGUACAGAUUACUGGGCAAGAUCAACGAGGGCGCAUAUGGUGUUGUUUAUAAGGCCAUGGAGCAGAAGACUGGAAAAAUUGUGGCACUGAAGCGGAUGAAACACGAGAAAGGAAAGACUGGAUUGCCUCUUGCAGCCUGGAGGGAGAUCAAAAUCUUGUUCUCCUUAAACCACCCUUCAGUUUUGAGUGUUAAGGAAGUUGUAAAGGGCGAGGGUGAUGAUUUCUUUAUGGCUAUGGAAUUUAUGGAGCAGGACCUCAAUCGAUACAUCAAAUCGAGGAAACAGGGUUUUAGUACUGGUGAGGUGAAGGGGUUGAUGCUCCAGCUGCUGGAGGGAGUUUUGUAUGUUCACCAAAACAAGAUUCUCCACAGAGAUUUGAAGACAGCAAAUCUAUUGCUGAACAGUGAGGGUAAGGUGAAGAUAUGUGACUUUGGACUGUCGUGCCGCGAAACAAAUGAUGGGAAGCCACUGACAUCUUUAGUGGUUACAUUGUGGUACAGAGCACCCGAGCUUCUUUUGGGAGCAACGCGCUAUUCCAAAGAGAUUGAUAUGUGGUCUGUAGGGUGUAUAAUGGCAGAGUUGUUGAAGAAGGAGCCACUUUUCAGGGGGAAAUCAGAAAUUGAUCAGGUGAAUUCCAUAGUCACAGUCCUUGGCACACCCACAUUGAAGAACUGGCCUGGUAUGUCCACUUUACCAGGAAUCAGCAGUGUUACUUUUGUAAAGCAGCCCGAGAAUCAACUUCGGCAAAAGUUUCCCAUACUUUCUGAGAUGGGGUUGGAUUUACUCAAGGGAUUUCUCACUUAUGAUCCAAGGAGAAGGAUCACAGCAAAAUCCGCACUACAGCAUCCCUGGUUUUCUGAGUUCCCACAUCCCAAGCCAUUAAGAAUGUAAGCCGUAAAAUGUUGUCAGAAUUGAAAUAUUUUAUGACAAUUAAUUGAUUGACAUUUCUUAUGUUGUUUCAUCCCAAUUGAGGAAUCCUGAUCUGUUUUCCGAGAAUGGAUAUUGCUGUAUAGUUUAAUCAUUUGUAUAAACUGUGUUGUCCCUUUAACAUGAACUGGAGUUUGGCAUUUGGUUCCCUUAUUUAAUGGAACUAAAUAAAGUUACCUGCAUGUU